Messenger RNA from Brassica napus (rape), 2070 nucleotides. Its product is annotated as expansin-A23-like. Bases 739 to 1479 code for a protein of 246 amino acids. Gene Ontology annotation, biological process: plant-type cell wall organization. The record is from RefSeq and is a predicted model, not a curated record. Gene Ontology annotation, cellular component: extracellular region. Lineage: Eukaryota; Viridiplantae; Streptophyta; Magnoliopsida; Brassicales; Brassicaceae. The transcript has 2 exons.
UGGGUGAGCAAACGAACAGGGCCUAAGAAUCACCACUCACAUUAGGCUGUCAGCCUGUAACACAAUAUUCGUUGGAGGUAAGUUUUUAGCCUCACGAUAUUCUUUGAAGGUGACACAAUAAUGGGGAAUGUAAAUAACGUGGAUUGCCUUAUUCCUUCAAUUCCACACCAAAAAAUUAACAUUUGCCUUGAAUGAAAUAAAAUAACCAUUCCAUAAAUUUCAAAAAAAGUAAACAAAAUUCAAAGGAAACUAUUGCACUAAAAUUUUGAUAAGUAAUGAAUGUAAUAGUUAUAUUAUAUUUUUCUUCAUAUUACAUUUAUCCUAUUCCAUUUCUUUUUAUCCCACUAAUAAUUCCCUUACAGGUUUACCAUUUACCAUUUUUUAAAAAGGUAACAAGAAAAUUAAUAUAUCUAUUUCCAUAUUUGAUAAGAAACGUACCCAGUAUCUCAUACUCAGCAAGGAAAUAAUUAACAAUAUUCAGUAUUGAAUGCACAAAUAUGGUAUCAAACGUCUUCCUCAAUUUGAUAUUAAUAGUUAAUGCCCGGACUUGUUGACAAAAUUAAAAAAAAGUUAAUGUCCGGACUCAACAUUCUGCAAUCUUGCCAAAAUCUAUGCUAAUUACCAUAUUUUAUUCCCUAAAACGAUCACAUUAACGUUUCAUAUUCUUCUAUAAAUAAUCAUUCUUCAUUCCGAGUAUAAUUGUAAAAUAAGUCGAAGAAAACAUACAAACACUUAAACAUGAAUCGAUCAAUGUCUUUGGUUAUGUUACUGGCGAUUCUUGUCUCUGUGGCUGACGCUGCGUGGGAAGACGCUCACGCUACGUUUUACGGCGACAUUAGCGGCAAAGAAACCAUGCAAGGAGCAUGUGGUUAUGGAGAUCUAUUCCAAGAAGGUUAUGGGUUAGAAACGGCGGCGCUAAGCACGGCGCUCUUCAACAACGGCCAAACAUGCGGUGCUUGUUUCGAGCUAACGUGUGUAAAUUCACAAUGGUGUAAACAAAACGCCGGUACAAUCAGAAUCACAGCAACCAACUUCUGCCCACCCAACUACACCCCACCGGUUGAUAUCCACUGGUGCAACCCUCCUAACAAGCACUUCGAUCUAUCCAUGAAGAUGUUCACUUCCAUCGCCGAGUACAAAAGUGGGAUCGUUCCUGUGAAGUUCAGGAGAGUGAAGUGUCAGAAGAGAGGUGGUGUGAGGUUUGAGGUCAAGGGAAACCCUAAUUUCAUUAUGGUUUUGGUGUAUAACGUUGGAGGAGCUGGAGAUGUUAACAGCCUGGCUAUUAAGGGGCAUAAGAGUAACUGGAUCUCUAUGCAGAGGAACUGGGGGCAGAAUUGGAACACUGGUGUGGGUUUAGUCGGACAAAGACUCUCGUUUACAGUGAAGACCAGUGAUGGUAGGAGCUUGACGUUCUAUGAUGUUGCGUCGGAGUCUUGGGGGUUCGGUCAAACUUUUGAAGCGAAAUCAAACUUUUAUUAGAUUACCUUAACUUUCUUUUUCAGAUUAUGUUAGUUUCUUGAGUUUUUGUUAGAAGCUACUAUUUCAUAGUACUACUAUAAUAAAAUCAUUAGUUUCAUAAGAUAUUGUUUUUAUUGAUGAAUGAAUUAUUGUCCUAGCAAUGAAACAUAUUACGGGGGGUUUAUUGGAGUUGGGGUUUGAGAAGGUUUUGAGGAUUUUAAAAUGUAGUGGAAUUUUGAGAGUUUUGUUGAAUUCCAGAAUUUUGAUAGAGAUUUAAAAGGGGAAUUUGGUAGGAUUUGGUAAGAUCUUUUUUAAAUAUUUUAAUAAUAAUUUUCACUAUUAAACUACAAAAAUACGUAAUCGGUUGUUAGGUUUAUAUUAAAUACAUAUAUAAUAGGGAUAUACCAAUAAAACUACUUAUAUGAUAUAGAUAUAUGUUCCAAGCUAUUAAUUCUUCUAAACAAGUGAAUAGACUUGAAGAAAUCCCGACGUCACUAACAUAGUUGUUGUUGUGGCUUUGACUUCGGGAAUUUUUUGUUUGUUUCAGUAACCAAAUAGAGAGAUCUUAAACAUAGAGAUAUUGUAGUGAGUUGAAAAAUAAUGUGAAAGAGU